AUGGCCGACCUGGAGAGGGCCUGCGACCGAGAAGCUGCACCAAAGAUCCCGGCGCCGGCGAGCGAGGCGACCGUGACAUUGAGCCUCGCCCACGAGGAUGCGGUCUUCGUCCUCACUAUCUCGGCCGACUCCACCGUCGUCGACUUCAGCGUGCCUGGCGCCGGAGACGUGGCGGGCAUACUACGCGGGAACGGCCUUUCAACGACGCACCUGACCCACUUUAACGGCGGCGCUACCGUCGACGCCGAGGUUGGCGACAAGACGUGCCCACUCCUGUGGCAGGCGGCAGACUCCGCGGAGACGCGCUCAUGGGAACGGCGGUUGGCUGAGGCGUUCCAACCCGAGGGGAUGAUCAAGUUGGCGGCGGCGGCCGUCGACGACGAGGAGACAGCGGUGCGCUUGGGACGGGCGUACGGCGAUAUCCUGGGGCGGGCUCGGGCGGAGGCAGAGCAGCGCGGCCGAGCAGAGGAUCACGGCAGGUGGACGGACGCAACGCUCGAGGUGAUAUCGGGUGGCCUGCACAUGUUCUUCCAUAGGGCGCAAGUCUUUGCCGGCCGUCCAGAUGGGGUCGGCCCGGCCUUCUGGCGGGAGUUUGUUGAUGCGGCGCGAGUGAGAGGGGGGGAGUGGGCUCCGCUGCAGCUCCUCUCGGAGACACAGACGAGUGCGGGCGCCCGACUCGCGGCGAUGCCUUGGCUGAUGUGGAACCGGCGGCCGGUUGCAGGGGCGACCAGCGGUGACACGCCAGCCCGGCCGAUGGAGGAGCCUGGGGCGGAAGCUCUGAGCGCCCAGGCGGAGGCCGACCUCGUUAACCACCGUGCGGCGGAGGUGCGGCGCGCAGCGGCGAGCAAGUGGCGGGUGAGACAGAGGGAGACGGAUAUCUGGCGGUGGCAGGCGAUCUGGCUGGAGAUGGAGACUGCUCGAGCCAGAGUGCAGCAGAUCGCGCGGAUCGUUGCGAGGGGGCAGUGGCGAGGGCGGUACCCGGAGGUGCUCAUCGUGGAGAACGCGACGCAGCUGAUGGAUCUGCUCUACAGGUCCGGGCUUCGGUUUCGCAACAGCUUCGUUUUCACAACACGGCCGCCUCGAGACGCCGCGCCGUCGUGCAAUUCGUGCCCGAGCCGUCCACAAGGCCGCCGGCACAUUUGCCAAUGUGCCCGGAGCGCAGGGAGUCGAUGGGUGCCGCAGUGCGAGCGAGCACUGCAGCUGCAGUGCUCGCUCGCACUGGCCACUGCGGCGCUGCGCCACGGCGGCGAAGCAUGUCUGGACUUCAAGGACAGCGCUUCUCCGCUGCUCGAGGCUUGCGGCACGGUCCAGGCCGACCACACAGAGCACCCGAGGCAGCUGGCGUGGCCUCACUCAUGA
Emiliania huxleyi CCMP1516 is the source of this 1359-nucleotide messenger RNA. RefSeq lists its product as hypothetical. The transcript is spliced from 3 exons. NCBI's taxonomy places the organism in Eukaryota, Haptophyta, Isochrysidales, Noelaerhabdaceae. The record is from RefSeq and is a predicted model, not a curated record. The coding region runs from base 1 to 1359 and encodes 452 amino acids.